AUGUCGACCUCUACAGUCGGCGCUGGUGAGCUUGAAGACCACCUGCGCACGCUCAUUCUCAACAAUGCCGAUCCAGUUCCAGGCACUUCUACACAAGUCAACAACCAACCUUUAGAAGACCAACCCAUAGCUAGUGAAAAAUGUCAGGAGGCCGGGCAACCUGCAACUCGACCUCAAGGCCCUGCAAAAGGUGGUAAGAAACGUCCGAAUCAGGCCCAGCGUCGUCAAAUGCAGGCCCAGUUGUCUAUACCCGUCGAUACAAGACCAUCCCCGCCUCAUGAUGAAAGACAUCACCCGAAUACCCACCAGCACAGGAACCAGCAUUCUACAUGGCAUAAUGGCGAACAACAUACAUCUCGUCCUCAUGCAAAUACGUAUCAUUCCGGAUUUCAGGAUCGUGCUUCUACAACCAAUAAUCUUCCGUUCUCACAUCAGCGACGUCAAGGCGGAUCUAGUCAGUCCCAAAUAUCUACACCAAACCAUCAGUCGCCCUGGAGACAACACCAACACCAACAACAUCAUAACAGUGAUUCAUUCUCAAAGGGUGUCAACCUUGUUUCCGCAGAUUCUUUUCCAGCACGCUCUCGACGGCCUUCACAGCCUGCCCUCUACAACCCCGGUGGCCAACGCCAGCUUCUAUUCAGUCCAGAGCAACUCAUGAACCAAUCUGAUCUCUUGGAUAGACUAUGUCACUCCGUAGUUUCAGGCGCUGAAAUUGCGCCGAAUGAGAUUGCUGAGAAGGAAAACUUUCGAUUCCAAAUUGAAGCAAUCUGCCGCGAGGUUAUCAGCCGACAUGAGAUCGAAAUUAUGGGAUCACCGACUUUCCAGCCUUAUACUGUCCAACUCAAGUGUUUUGGAAGCCUUUCGUCCGGGUUUGCGACCAAAGCGUCUGACAUGGACCUUGGUCUCCUUUCUCCCAUGUCGCAUUUCUCCCCAGACUCUUCAAACUCGCCAAUUCCACGUCUUGUUGAGAAGGCAUUACUUGAUCAUGGGUUUGGCGCGCGUCUUCUUACACGUACGCGAGUGCCAAUCAUCAAGCUCUGCGAAAAACCUACCGAAAAACUUCACAGAGAUCUUGUUGAAGCGCGGUCCAAGUGGGAGACGGGAUUUGCAGAUGAUGGCCAUGAAAUAGUAGACGAUGUUAUAGAAGACCAAGACACUCCCGAGGUAACCGCUACCGCUAUUGUUGCCGAAGUUGAUCAUUCGCUGCCGGGGAUUCAACAUGGAAAUUCCCAGCCAAUGGGUGGCCCUGUAGACAGAUCAUAUGAGGCUCAGCUUGCUUCAUUGAAACAAUCAGAAACACAGUCCCUGAUGGCUUAUUAUGGAAAUGCCAAACGACUUUUACGUCGAUUGAAUAGCCGUGAUGUUACGAUUUCCAACGCGACAGAUCUUAAGUCUGCAGACUACAAGGUUCUUGGUGAUAUCUCUGGCGCCUUUAUUAACGGACUCUAUGAUGCAGACUUGAGAAGCCGAUUAUUGUCAUAUCCGUCCGUCCACUCUAGUGAUAUAUCGGAUCCACCUAAUCUUCGGUCACUCUCAGGCGUCCUCAUGAUUGUGGAGGGUGAGAAGCUCGUGAUGCUGUGGGAAUCUCAAGUAAAAGGAGAAGGCAACCCCAAGCUAAGACAUGGCUCCGAAAGCGUAAUCCAAAGCUGGAAGAAUUUCCAGAACCGGAGGCUAUUUGGUAAAGAUCCGCUUCUGUUCAACCGCGACGUUCACGUAGCUGUUGAACGACUUCGCCAAAUCCCGCUGGUUCAACUUGUACAGCUUAAGCAAGAUGCUUACGAGUCACCAACACAAUACUACUUGAGGGUAUCCAAGAUCGCAACUGAUCUCGGUAGUGCGAAUUCAUCCUCAAGCCCCGCCAUUUCGGCACAGGCAAUCCAAUACUAUAUCUCGGGUAUUCGCGACAAGGUGGUUCGAGAACAAAUACAGGAUUUUGCGACCUCAUCCGGGGUGCAGAGUCUGAGGACCAUUGCCAGAAAGCACAAAACGCUUCAUCUUAUUACAGACUACGAGAGGGCAAUCGAUAAAAAUCUUUACUGUACAACUGAUUUGCCAAUCAUCAAGGAAUAUAUAUCCAUACUGAGAGACAAUUUCGUGCAGCGAGGGCCAAGCACGGAUGAACACAUUGUGAACGUGUUUGAUUUCACAGUCGCAGUCACUGAGAGCAAUCUUGGGAUUGUUGACAAAAUAAAGCAACUCCCUGACCCAUCCAAGCUUUCACCAAAUCAACCAAGGGAUCGUUAUCAUGACAAUCUAGAGUUCCCCAAAAAUGGGAUUGGCGUUCAAUGUGAUAUCAACUUCUCGGCACACCUAGCCCUCCAGAACACCGCACUCCUACGUUGUUACUCCUACACCGAUCCUCGGGUUCGGCCAAUGGUCCUCUUUGUGAAACAUUGGGCCAAGGCACGAGCUAUCAACACUCCUUACCGCGGAACCCUAAGCAGCUAUGGUUAUGUUCUUAUGGUCUUACACUACCUAGUCAACAUCGCGGAACCAUUCGUAUGUCCCAAUCUCCAGCAUCUUGCACCUCCCGACCCAAACCUACCAGCGGAGGCCUUGGAGGGUCUCACAACUUGCAAGGGACGCAACGUUCGAUUUUGGAGAGACGAGCAAGAGAUCCAGAGGCUGGCUGCUCAAGGCCAACUCAAUCAGAACCAGGAGUCCCUUGGCUCACUUCUACGGGGCUUCUUCGAAUAUUAUGCGCAAAAUAAUAUGAUGAGCACCACCCAUAAGCGUGGUUUCGACUGGGGCCGAGACGUAUUGAGUUUACAAACUCUCGGAGGACUACUUUCAAAGCAAGAGAAAGGCUGGAUAGGAGCGAAGACGGUCAUACAGCCCGAAACAGGUGGCUCCCUCAACCCAGUUGAGAGCGAGGCCAACAACAACAUCACCGGACAACAAGCCACGACCAAUAAUACACAGCCUAAGCAACCCUCGUCACCCAACGAAGCCCCCAUAACGCCGAUAGGCCAGCAAGCAAAACCCAAGGAGUUCAAGGAGGUGCGCUACCGCUACCUCUUCGCCAUCGAAGACCCCUUCGAGCUCGAGCACAACGUCGCGCGCACCGUGACCCACAACGGCAUCGUCUCCAUCCGCGACGAGUUCCGCCGCGCCUGGCGCAUCAUCAGACAAGCUGGCAAGACGGGCCAGGUCGCCGAGGACCUGCUCCAGGACGUCGAGGCUGAGCACGAUAGGGUGGAGAAGCUAAGGUUUACGGAGCUGCUGGAGGAGAUUCAUGGGCCUCGUACCAAUGUCAAUGCCAAUGUCUAG
Hypoxylon fragiforme is the source of this 3273-nucleotide messenger RNA. RefSeq lists its product as uncharacterized. The coding region runs from base 1 to 3273 and encodes 1090 amino acids. The transcript has a single exon. Gene Ontology annotation, molecular function: RNA uridylyltransferase activity. The record is from RefSeq and is a predicted model, not a curated record. Gene Ontology annotation, biological process: RNA 3'-end processing. NCBI's taxonomy places the organism in Eukaryota, Fungi, Ascomycota, Sordariomycetes, Xylariales, Hypoxylaceae.